AAAAGGAGAGGAAGAGAAACGUUUCGUCUUACUGCUUUUCCUUUUUACCGUAAAGCUUGUUAACAGCUUACACAACAGUCGUUUCAAACGUAUCCUUGCGAACCUUAUUUUCUUCUACUGUUCAUGUCAUCUUCUACCAACACUUGUUCAAUAAAACCUCAGCUCAGGACACCCUAGAAAAUGGAUUUUGAGCAACAAAACACAGAAGAGUUUGAUAUCGUUAAGGUAUACAAUCGGUUUCUGCAUGAUGAUCCCGAAAUUACUAUGCCUGUUGCUGCUAUUGAAGCUCUUGUCCAGCUUUUGUCCAGAAGUCAAGCAAAUACGAUCUCUGAGUUUAUGGAUAUAUUGAAAAAUGGAUCGAACGCAUUAAAAGAAGGUGUCGAGAAUAGUAUUUCACUUUCUGCAGGUUGCGAUCUUUUCCAGCGUUUUGUUACUCGUUCUUUGCACGACGUCGGGGAUUUUGAACAAUGCAAGAGACAUCUCAUGGAAAAUGGCAAGUUAUUUAUUCAACGUGCUCGCGCUUGCAGACAAACAAUUGCAGAACUCGGAUACCCUUUAAUAAGAGAUGACAGCGUGAUCCUUACACACGGAUUUUCCCGUAGUGUUGCUGCUGUUUUGUUUGCUGCUGCUAAACGCCAUGUUCGUUUCAAGGUUUAUGUCACCGAAUCUCGUCCUAGCGGCUCUGGUUGCAUUAUGGCGGCGACCCUAAAUGAAGCUGGAAUCCCGUCUUGCCUUGUUCUCGAUUCUGCCGUUAGUUUUACCUUGAACAAAGUUGACCUUGUUUUAGUGGGUGCUGAAGGUGUCGUUGAAAACGGUGGUUUGAUUAAUCAAAUUGGUACCUUCCAGCUCGCUUUGUUUGCUAAGCAUGCUCAUAAACCCUUUUAUGCUGUUGCUGAAAGUCACAAGUUUGUGCGUAUGUUCCCUCUGUCUCAGUACGAUCUUCCUUUCAAUAGACCAAUUUUGGAGUUUGAUGAUCCUUCACCUAGAAAGUCCUUGGAGAAGCUUACUGUUAAGCCAACACCUUCCAAUGUUAUUCAAAAUGAUAUUAUUAUGUCAGAGGAUCAAAUUCGGAACAAUCCUUCUCUGGACGUAACACCGCCGGAAUUCAUUUCUGGUCUUAUUACCGAUCUUGGUAUUAUUGAUUCUAAGAGCGGUGUUUCUGAAGAGUUGAUUAAACUCUAUCUUUAGACUCAAAAAUUCAGCACAUUGAAUCUCGGAAGAAGCAGCUCUCCCUUGUUUCAUGGCGCCUAUUUUGAAUAAAAAAAAGCUUACAUCUCGUAUUUAACAGACGAAUAAUGAAAACGUAUAUUGGAGAUGUAGUUCAAGUUCCAUUUAAACUUAAUCUAUUCGUACAGAGUUGAAGUAACUAUUGUUAUUACACAAAGGAACUAUGAAACAAAAUCAUUU
Messenger RNA from Schizosaccharomyces japonicus yFS275, 1407 nucleotides. RefSeq names its product translation initiation factor eIF2B alpha subunit. Gene Ontology annotation, cellular component: eukaryotic translation initiation factor 2B complex; guanyl-nucleotide exchange factor complex; cytosol. The transcript is spliced from 4 exons. NCBI's taxonomy places the organism in Eukaryota, Fungi, Ascomycota, Schizosaccharomycetes, Schizosaccharomycetales, Schizosaccharomycetaceae. Gene Ontology annotation, biological process: cytoplasmic translational initiation; positive regulation of cellular response to amino acid starvation; positive regulation of translational initiation. The record is from RefSeq and is a predicted model, not a curated record. Gene Ontology annotation, molecular function: enzyme regulator activity; translation initiation factor activity; guanyl-nucleotide exchange factor activity. The coding region runs from base 181 to 1188 and encodes 335 amino acids.